CCACCCUCCUCAUUCCGCCGGUGUUUCGUGACAGGGUCGGAAUGUUCUUGUGUGCACACUUUGCAGGCGGCGUCGAUUAAAAGCAACGUGAAGAAUAAACAAUUGCAUUUCAUUUAAGAGAGAAUUAGAGCGAAAGAAAUUGACGGCAACAGGCAGUUUUUGUUUCACCCGUCAUUUUAACCGUUAUUAAAAGUAUAUCAAGGACGUAUUCGGUAACUUGGUAAACCUGGAAUACCUUCACAGUGCUAUAAACAAGCAAGAUAUUUAAAUCAUUGUGCAAGAUCUGUUGCCAGUAGGUAAAGAAAAUUGAUGCUUUUUCUGUAGUAAGAACAUGGAAACAACUGGGGCAGGUGAAAGAAUAUCCUGGAAAGAAAUUAGGGACUGUAAAUAUUGUUUUGUUGCCAAAAGACGAGACUAACAUCAGCAGGGGAGUGCUGCAACAGUUUGUUGAAAUAACAGCCAUCGUCGUCGCUCAGGCUUCAAUACAAUAUGAGAUCGGUGGUGUCGUGAGGCUCAACAGAAUUCUGUACAGAGGCACAUCACUCUGUCGUUGAACACUUGAAAACUUUCUGUGGAUUCCUAGACCAACCUUGCAAAAAAGUGAGGAAACAGCCAUGUCCACACUAUGGAAUAUUAAACCAUUUCACCAAGAGGUGCAGCAAAAUGUUUCAAAAAUCUCUGUCUCAAUGAAAACUGGGCUUAUCAGAAAAGCAAAUCUGCUGUGUGAACUGUAAGCAACUGGAAAGAGACUGGAGAUUUUCUAUUGCGAAGACAAUCAGCCUUGCAAAAUAUUUUAUCAUCUUUUGUGCCAUUAUCAGUUUUUUUUUGUCUUUGUCAUCAGUUUAUUGAACAUUAUCACACUUCAAUAGCCUGAAAUACAUGUAGAUGGAUUAAAUAUUUAUAAUACAACCCAUUUAUAUUUAACCUGACAGAUUCUACAUUUUUACCUGAUUUCUUUCAACCAUUUUAAAUCUACACAUACGAUUAUAGAUUUAGUAAUUCUUUACAUGCUGAAUGAAGCAAUGACCAUUCAUUUCAAUACAAGUUUUCAGGCCAACAUUUAAGAGUAACCUCUGAGGAAACUAAAUAAUUCCUCACCUACUCAGAAGUGUUCACUGUUCUGAGUAACCCAAUUAAGACGUAAACAAGAGCAGUAGAACAAAACAGUCAUUUUGACUUCCCACAAAGUGUAUAGAAAUUGUUAAUACUAGUUAAUAAUAGAAAACAUUCAGGGAGCAAUACAGGUCAGGGAAAUUUGCCUAAAGACUAAGUGCCAUUGUUGAAUGUAAAGAGUGCCCAAUUUAAAAAAUAAUAAUAUUGUGAGGAUAAAAAAAAGAGACAAAAAAUCAUUAGUUUACAUUUUUAAGAUGUUUAAAGUUGUCCCUUUCGCUUAAAUCAAUUUUUCAUCCUGAUAAGUGCCAGAAUAGGGGAUUAAACAUAAAUUCUUAAAUUUCUUUCAAGUGUCAUCAAUACACUAAACUAUAUAGGUAAUAUGUAAAGUUGAUAAUAAGAGAUGCCAUUUCUUGUUUGUCUGCGGAUAUAAAAAAAAAAAAAUAUAUAUAUAUAUAUAUAGAUUUUAUUUGUUUUGAGGACAGUCACAAAAGGGAAGAUUUUUCUUUGCUUAUAUACACAAUAUUUAUUUUAAAUAUUCUUUAAUUUCCUGUUUGUACAAGAACUGGCCAAUUUAUGUUGCUUACUACAAAUAUUAUUGGCAUUUGGAUUGUUUUACAUAUUGUUUUUGUGUUCAUCUAUAUGCUGGAAGGAGGCACUGUAUGAUGAGUAUGAGAGAAUAUGUGUUUUAUAACCAUUGUGGCUCACCUUGAAGCUGAAAGCACACACUUUUAACAGACUUUCGAAAACAGAUUUUCCUUUUGAGACUGUUUUAAUAUAGAGUCUGAUUUCAUAUAAGCAGGCUGUUUUUUUUUUCAAUCUAUAUUGUGUGGUGGGUUGAGUCAGUCUGAGAAAAAAGCAGCGUUAGUCAUGUAAAAAUGAUGCCCACCUUGAAAGCUCGAGUGUGUAUAAUCAUUCUCUUCCUGCUGAUCGCUGUCCCAUUUAACGCUUCAUCAGCAAGCAUCCCGGGCCCCUCCAGAAAUACACAGAAUGGGCCCAUCACCAUCACUAUCACCCCAACACCCAGCCCCAGAUCUCGAGGUAGAGGGUUUCUGUUCCCCCUUUCUAAAAAUGGUGGGAAUAUGCAAGAGAAGUCUAUGAAUCAUUGGCCAAAGCAGCCAGCUGGAGCAGCAGAAUUGCCCCCUAGGCCGCUGCCUCAGAUAAUGCUGCCAAAGAACAUAACGGCCGAUGCACUGAAGCCCCCUCUUAGAGCAGCACAGGUAGUUCCGCCUCCUCGCAAACUGGUGGAAGUGGAUGUUUGUCGGGGUUAUUAUGAUGUCAUGGGGCAGUAUGACCUCACCUUUAAUUGUUCCAAGGAUGACUUCAUCUACUGCUGUGGGACCUGUCAUUAUCGAUUUUGUUGUCCAGACCGGACUCGAAGGCUAGACCAGAACAUCUGCCAGAACUAUCAUUCUCCUGUGUGGGCCAAUACUGCCCCACCAGCAACCAGGCCCCCAGCACCAGCCCAUCCUGAUCUCAGCCGCAUUGAGCAAAGCAACAACACUGUCUAUGUCAUUGGUGGAGUCAUCUCGUUUACAGUUGCAGUGGCGGUGGCUAUUAAGGUGGCAUUCCACAAGGCAUCACGUCAACCUAGGAACAGAGAACUCAACAUGCCCAGGGCUCUAGUGGAAAUGUUGCGUCACCAGUCAAGUACAGUCCAAGAGGGGGAGAGAAACAACAGUGUUGCCCUGGGAACUGGAGGAGGAGAGGGGACACUUGGAAGACCCCCCAAAAACCUCUAUCCCACACUACAGAGUAAAGAUAACCGAUUGGGGAAUCUACAGCAUAAUUUCAUCCAUACCAAAGGCUCCAGCCCCAAACAUACAGCCACCAUUGAGCGUGCACCACGUAUGAACAACGUGCAGCUGGCCACCGGUGGCACACUGAAGCCAAGUAAGCAUACUAACGCCAUGAAGCCCCAGCCUUCCUUCCAUCACUCCCUACACAACCUGGCUCAGCUGCCGCCCUCUUAUGAAGCCGCCAUGAAGCCUGAGAUGAACAGAUACUCCUCUCUAAAGCGUCUGGAAAAAGGAGGAUUGGAGGAUUAUUCAGGUUACUGUACCACGAAAAGGAGGCCCAACAAUGCCCCUCCAUCCUUCCAUUCCUCCCAGCAUCAUCUUCCCUGGGGUGGUGACUACACAAUGGGGGGACGAGGCACACUUCCCACCCAUGCCACUCGCCCUCGAAUACCUCAUCCACAGUCUGCCCCAAGCCACACCCCCAAUCCUUACCCUCUGGAUCCACCAGAGACAAAGCAAAACCAGAAUUAUGAUACACUUUCCAAACCACCGCGCCGUGUUAAGUCAACUGACCAGCUCCUUGCACUCGGUGAUGGCAACACAUUAUCAAGGCUCUCCAAGAACCAACAGCACCAAUACUACAAAGCCAUGGCCAGUGCAUCAAAGAACUCCAAUAACCAGAACACCCUGCAGAAGUCCAAGGACAGGCUGCUAAUGUCACCGGAUCAUCUAGAGGAGAUCGAAUAUGGUGAAGUUGGAAGUGGGAUGGGUAUGGGAAUAAGUGAAUACCCUGCAGGAGGGGGAGGUGGGAUGGUGCCCACCCUGCCCCGCGUGAGCCACCAGAAAGCUCAAUCACAGCAGAAUGUUUGUGCGACACCGUCACUUGACCGUCAUCACAUGAUAAAGAUGAACUCGCACCCAACAUCGGGGCGAGAGCAGGAGCGAAAUUCAGCAGCAAUGUCGGGUCACCUGGGAGGAGGUGGGGUUGGAGGAGUGGGAUGGGGCGAUAUGCCAGGAACAGGGGUUGUCAUGGGAACAGGAACUCUUGGUGGACACAGUGCCAGGAGGCUUGCAUUUGCAGCAAAAAGGCAAAACACCAUUGAACAACUUCACUUCAUCCCGGGUGCAGGGGGGAGUGGAGGAGUGCCGACAAACCAAGGGGUUAGAACAGGAAGCAAGACUGAGGUUACUGUGUGAGCAAGAGGCUGGAGAGAGAAUGAAGGAGGAAUGGAGAAGAUGGGUGAGGGAUAGACUGUGUGAUGAGUUGGAGGAUGGUAAAGGGACUGUGGGAAAACGAGAGUGGGCGUAAGAGGGAGAAAAAUAAUGAGAGAAAAGAGAAAAGGAGUAGGAGGAUGGUGAAGGAAUCAGAGAAAUCAAAUUUGAAGGAAGGGGCCACAAGGUAGUUCAUAAAGAGCCAAGUGGCACCAUAUUUUUACAGAUAUAUAUUGUAUAUAGUGGCAAAGACACAAGAUGAGAUUAGAUAACAACAGUUAUUAGUCUGUUUUGAUAGAGCUUGUUGUGCUUUUUAUGUUCAUGAAAUUGCAGCUAUUAGUAUGAUCAAAGUUGCCAUAUAUGACUAUUAAUUUGUUUCAAGUUUGCCUAUAACCUGCUGCAUAGAAUAUCAUUAGAGUGUAAUAUAAAUUUCACAUGAUUUGUCAGAUGAACCGCAACUGACAUUUUUCAUAUCUUUGUGUCAAAUGUUUUUAUUCUUGGAUAUUUUUUCCAUUAUUACACAGAUAUAGCUGCUAUGGAGCCAUAUAUUUCAGAGAACAGCUCUCACUUUCUCAAUAUGAUGGAGACUAACAAUUACACAAGCUUAUGUAACAUCUGCAUAAGAGGAAUCAGUUAAACAACCAUUCCUACUGAUGAAUUGUAAAGCUUCUUACAGGUGGACAAAUACAAUAAGAAUCAAUGGAAAACAUAAAAAGGAGUCGAAUAACCAUAAUGCUGGAUCUUACCUCUUUUUGAACCCUAAUCUACAUAAUAAGGGAGGUUGGCAGGGUUGUUACAAUGUUUGUCAAAAUGAUUGAUGAUGGAACAAUUUGAGGAGCAUAACGAUUUGUUUGAAUAACAUAAACUGACAAGAAUUAAAAGGACUUGAAUGACUUUUGAAGCCUACUCAGUGAGACAGAGAAAGCAAGUAAUAGCUUACCAUAAAUUAUUUUCGCCUGCAACUUAGUGUGAAUUUAACAUGGAUAUACCAAGUGAAUUUCUGUUCAGUUUGUUUUGUUGGAAUCCUGAAAAUAGUACAUGACAAGUUUUAAACCCUCAAGUUUGCCCUUCAGUACAUAACUGGAAAUCGUUUUGAACAAUGAAUGAAAGCCAUUUCGACUGGGCAGAACAGCCCAGAUGAAAACCAAGAGAAAUGUCUGACAAUCAUAUUUUUUCUCCAUUUUAAAAAGACUCUUUAUUGGUCAAUGGCACUUUGUUUGGAGCUGGGAUUUGUAAAGGAGAUUCAUCAUAAGGGACAAUGGACUACUAAAAGCACAAGAAUAAUACCUUUGAUUCCUGUAAUGCUGGGUACGUGCCUGUUUAUGCUCCUCUUAGUUGUACUGUACACAAAAAUUUCUUAAUUGUGAACACCUUAAGCUUUUAAAUGUGGAUCUGAGAAGGGGAAACAACACAAGAGUAAUCAUAAAUUAAUUUGUAUGUUAAUAUUCUGACAUAAAAUUAGUGCAUAACAUGGCAGUAUCAUUACCUUGCUCAGGUGUGGGUAGGCAUUUAAAAUGUUUAUCAAGACAAACCUCUUGGACUGCUUUUUGAAUCUCCAUGUUAAAGCCAUGUGCAUAUGCUGUUAAAAGACUUUACAAACAGUCCAAGGAUACAGGCAUGCCAAAACAGCUAACCUGUAUUACAAAUCUGCUUAUACUUAUAUGGACACAUCACAUCAUACCUGAUAUCUUCUUAACCAAUAACGCUUGUCAAUAUUAAGGGCUAAACAACACACAUGCGUUAGUGGUACAAAUGUUACCCACGGCUUAUUCAUUAUUACUUAACAGAUAACAAUCUCAUAAUAUAUGGAAAGGUAUUAAUGUAGUUAGUGAAUAUUCAAAUAAAAUUUAAAUGAGAUUGGUUACAAAAGAGCCAGCUAUAAUUUAACGUAUGGUUCUGUCUUCUGAGGAAUAGUCUCGGUCUCAUGAACUCAUUUUACAAAUGAAAAAUAAUCUUUUUGUCAUAGACUUUAUACCUCUUGGUUAAUGUUCAAUGUAAUACAGUUACAGACUAUUUGAAUAUGUAUUACUCCCAGUAAAAGUGUUAAGGAGUAGUUUAUAUUACGUUUGCAUCAAAGGAUUUGUGGCAGCACAUUCAUUUAAUUUUUCACUGGAACUAGUGUGUAUCUAAAUGGAAACUAAUGAAAACAUAAAGACAAUCUUCCUAACAGCUCUGUAAUACAUAGGUGUUUGUUAUUGUCAUUACUAUGACAGUUAAUAUUAUGGUUAUUGGUGAAAUUUAUUCUUGUUGUUAUGGUUAUCUUUUCGUUAUGAUGGUGAUUUUUUUUCUUCUGUGGUUUUAGUGUUUACUUGUUUUAGAUAUAUUUCUCAUACAUUUUUUUGAAAUUAUGAUUAGAAAAUAGAAGCACAAACUUUUUAGCCACUCAUUGUUUGCCAAUUCUUCAUGCAUUCCUAAUGAAGAGGAGUGCCUUCAAAAUGUCUGUGAUGUCAAAUUGUAAUUCUUAUAAGCCUGAAAAUGUCAUUACUUGUUGCAGAGACAUCACAAUGGGUUUAUAAAGAUGUCAUAGGAUGUAUGUUGUGUGUGUGUGUAAUUGAAUGUCUUAUUUUUCUUGAUUUAGUGAAAAUUAAACUUUUUAAUGUUUAUUUCAGGGACAAUUAGAACGGCUGAAUCAAUUUAGUAUUUUAGUCAUAAAAAUUAUGUAGCAAUGUCUGUUCAGUUUUGUAUUCACAAGCCAUAAUUAUGACAAUGUUUAUGAAAUUUCAUCACAAGGCAUUUUAAUGCUGAAAAUAACAAACACUGGAUGUGCAAAUAAAGUCUUGAUGCAUUUUAAAAGGUUGGCCUACAAUGGAAACGGCAUUAAUUGCACAAGCAAGCAGGGACGACGAAGACAUCGUUUUGAGAAAGCAGUAAUAAGCUCAUGUUUUUUAAAAUGUUAAUGUACAGAAGCAGAAUGAAUGUUUGGGUAUAUCACUUAAA
Molecule: messenger RNA, 6998 nt
Organism: Xyrauchen texanus (razorback sucker)
Lineage: Eukaryota; Metazoa; Chordata; Actinopteri; Cypriniformes; Catostomidae
Product: protein shisa-7-like
Exons: 6
Coding region: 1989-4046 (685 amino acids)
Biological process (GO): regulation of short-term neuronal synaptic plasticity; regulation of AMPA receptor activity
Cellular component (GO): AMPA glutamate receptor complex; postsynaptic density; postsynaptic membrane
Source: RefSeq, a predicted model, not a curated record